Molecule: messenger RNA, 561 nt
Organism: Soboliphyme baturini
Lineage: Eukaryota; Metazoa; Nematoda; Enoplea; Dioctophymatida; Soboliphymatidae
Source: the annotation of a GenBank genome assembly
AUGAGCAAGAAAAACAGUCGGUUUUGUGUAAAGGAGGUGAAGCUUACAUCAGAACAGAUACAAGAGAUUGAAAAGGUGUUUGCAGUGUACGGCCCAGAUGCUGAUGGCCGAAUCGAUGUGAGCAAUCUCAAGCUUGUAUUAAGGGCGUUGGGCUUUGAGCCCAAAUCGGACGAGGUUAUUCAGCUGACGACUGUUCUUCAGUCGGAGGACGGAAAAAUGUCAUUGUCGCAACUGACGGAAUUGCUGGCACGUCGAAUGGCGGAGAAAGAUUGCCGUGCUGAGAUCAUGAAGGCUUUUCGCCUGUUCGAUACGAGUGAUUGCGGUGCGAUUAAACUCGAAGACCUCAUUAGAAUCGGCAAGCAGCUGGAUGAAAGUGUUUCCGUUGAAGAACUUAAAGUGGCUAAAUUUUAUGGAGACUUCACCGUGGUCUCCAACCCUCGUCUUUUCUCAACAGGGCUUGGGACCGACAACGGCGAAGUUCUUACGAACCUUUUUCAAGGUGAAUUCAGUAGUGGUUUUCAGUGCUCUGAAGGCCGUCUGCAACAGCUGGCUCGCUUGUAG